Messenger RNA from Papaver somniferum (opium poppy), 693 nucleotides. RefSeq lists its product as uncharacterized. Lineage: Eukaryota; Viridiplantae; Streptophyta; Magnoliopsida; Ranunculales; Papaveraceae. The record is from RefSeq and is a predicted model, not a curated record. The transcript is spliced from 5 exons. The coding region runs from base 1 to 693 and encodes 230 amino acids.
AUGAAGACUAACAAGGAAACAAUAAAGAAAAAGCUGGUCAAGGAGUUGGCCAUAAAGAUGAAAAACAAGCAGAACACUCAACAGUCCCCAACUGAAAGUGCUUCACUCACUUCAAAGCUGCAAACCCCGACUCAAACCAAGUCCGCGGAACCAUCUCUUUCACCUGGAAGAGAUACUGGAAAAUCUGGAGUGGGGCGAAAGAAUGUAAAGCGGAAACUUGACACAAGCAGCACAGGCCCAUGUCUGAAUGUUCAACUUAGGGAUCCACACGACACUCUCGCAAAUUUUCAAGAUGAAGAAGAAGAGGAAGAGGAGGAGGAAGCUGUGGAAGAGGAUAACUCUGAUCAUGUGGAGCCUGAUGUGGAAGAAGAGAAUGAUAAUGAUUCUGCUGAUCCGAAAAGAACAAUUUCCUUCAACGCUAAUGAACAACCGAUUGGUGAUCCAUCUGUGCAACUUGCCAGUGUGCUAGGGGUGCUUGUUCGGAAACUUCCAUUAACGUACAAGGAUUGGAGACUUUUCCCUUAUGAAGCCAAAGAAAACAUAUGGAAGAUAGUCUCGAACCGAUUCAUUGUGCCUGAGUAUUACAAAGACUAUUAUUUCAGCAAGAUGGGAACUUAUCUUAGAGAAGCAAGGUCAAGGAAAGCUGGUUUGGUACUCGACGCUUUGGAUCGGCUACAAGGGGAAGUGUUGUAG